Molecule: messenger RNA, 2507 nt
Organism: Cimex lectularius (bed bug)
Lineage: Eukaryota; Metazoa; Arthropoda; Insecta; Hemiptera; Cimicidae
Product: b(0,+)-type amino acid transporter 1-like
Exons: 15
Coding region: 266-1936 (556 amino acids)
Biological process (GO): amino acid transmembrane transport
Cellular component (GO): membrane
Molecular function (GO): L-amino acid transmembrane transporter activity
Source: RefSeq, a predicted model, not a curated record
AAUAGAUUUUUUAAAAGUAAAAAUUGAAGAACGAAGUAAUCACCUGACAUUGACUCACACAAAUCAUCUGAAAAGCAAGAAAGUUUUAAAAGAAAUAUCCAAAUAAAAUUUGGAAUAGUUUGAUUUGCAUAAUUUUGAGAUAUGCUUAUCUUUUGAAGGAUAAUGGCUUUAAUUGGUUGAACAAUUUUAUUCAGUUAGUUUUCCAUUUUUGUGCUUGAACAUCUAACCAUUUUUUUAAACAGAUAUAUCUACCUGAUUUAGAAAGAUGAAUGAAAAUAAACAAGAGGUACUGGACAAAGAGGUUGAGCCAGAAGCUGCAGAAAUAACGGCGAUGCAGCAAAAGAUGAAACCAGAGGAGGAAAUUCCGAUCUAUGAUGACAAAAUGGAUAGCGAGGAGAUUACAAAAUCUAAUAAGGUAUCUGAAGUGCAAAAAAAAAAGGCCAAAAAAGUUAAGACAGUAAUGUUGAGAAGAGAAAUUGGCCUUUUUAGCGCUGUCGGACUAAUUGUCAGUGUUAUGAUUGGGUCUGGUAUAUUCAUAACUCCAAAAAGAGUAAUCGAAAAAUCAGGUUCGGUCGCGUUAUGCUUAAUAAUUUGGGCUGUUUGUGGCAUAAUAUCAUAUAUUGGAGCACUUGCGUUUGCAGAGUUAAGCAUUGUUGUCCCAAGCUCUGGUGCAGAGUACGCAUAUUUCCAAGCCGCUUUUACAAAUCUCCAUCGUUUUUUCGGCUCGCUCCCAAGUUUCAUAUAUGUUUGGGUUAUAGUUUUAUUGGUGAGGCCAGCAGAGGUGGCUAUCCUUGUUUUAACUUUUUCAGAAUAUGUUUAUUCUCCGAUAAUAAAAGCUCUUAAUGUACAUCUUUCUCCUUCUGUAGAGCUAAUUCUCAAGAAACUGAUUGCACUAUUUGCAAUUACUUUGAUAACUUAUAUCAAUUACAUGAGUGUAAAACUAUACGUAAAAAUACAAAAUAUUUUCUCCUCGCUCAAAGUCCUCGCUUGCGUAGCUGUCAUUUUUGGUGGAAUAUAUUGUCUAGCAAGAGGAAAUGUUGAACAUCUGAAAACAGGAUUUCAAGGGACUAGUACAAACGUUAAAGAUCUUGUUUUAGCUAUCUUCAACGGUUUGUGGGCAUAUGAUGGCUGGACAUCUGUGACUGUUGUGACUGAAGAAAUAAAACAACCUCAAAAAAAUAUUCCAAUGAGCAUAUCAAUAGGUGUGCCAUUAAUUACUAUCUUAUAUUUUAUGAUGAACGUUUCUUAUUUUUCUAUAUUGAGCCCUCAAGAAAUCAUUGCAUCACCGGCCGUGGCUACUUUAUUCGCCGAAAAACUAUUCGGACCGGUUGCAUUUAUCAUACCGCUUGCUGUUGCCUUUUCGACAUUCGGCUGUGGCAUGAGCGUCCAAUUCGGCGUUGCAAGACUGUGUUUGGCCGCUGGACGAGCAGGGCAUUUAAUCAGCUGCCUAUCUUUCAUCCAUAUUCGAAAAAUGACUCCUGCUCCAGCAGUGAUGUUACAAGGUAUUCUGGCAAUAGUGUUUAUCAUGAUUGGGAACAUCACCGCUUUAAUUGAAUUCGUUGGGUUUCUAAUAUGGAUAUUUUACGGACUGGCAAUGGUUGCUCUUUUAAUAAUGAGACAUACAAAACCUGAUGUUAAUAGGACUUAUAAAGUUCCUCUUUUUAUACCAAUCUUCAUAUGCGGUUUGUCUUUAUUUCUGGCAAUCGUCCCAUUAGUUUUAGAACCGGCGCCACAGUAUAUUGGAGCGAUGAUUUUCAUUGCUCUUGGAACUUUAGCUUAUUACAUAUUUAUUUACAAAGCAAUGCACCCAAGUUGGACAGGAAAAAUCACUUGUAUCGUCCAAAUUUUAUGCAGUUCAAUACCCGCAGAAGUUCAGCCGGAGAAUUUUUCCAGUCUUACGCUCGUUAAAAGCACCGAGGAAAAAGAAAAAGAAUAAUUUUUAUAAUUCAUUCCAAUGCUUCUGUUUUAUAAUUCCAAUGUUUGAAUAUACAAACUGCAAAGUUGUUUAAAAAUUGUUUUAUCUGUGUUGAUAUUUAUUUAAUUAAAAUAAUGUAAAUAUCAGAAUAUGUAGAAUAAUUAAAGUAACAUCCAUAAAUAGACAAUCAUGAAUUGUUGAAUGAGAACAAUGUGUAAUAGCAAAUCCACAAAAAAUAUAAAUUUAAAAUUUCAAGGUUAAAAAACAAAAAAUUGCCUCUAAUUGUGUUAUAACUGCUGUCUGCAUACCCUUGUACAUGAAAGCCUAUGUAGGUCGUCCACCAGUGACCACUCCUUGGGGACAGCCUCUUGUAUUGUAAACUUUAAACUUUUCAUCCUUAAAAUCCUCAUCUUAAUGUACGUUGAAAUAAAUGAGUUGAAAAUAAUUGUUAAGGCAAAAGUUAUAAGGAAUUUUUUUAAAUGUAGGCUGUAAAUCUUACAGCUCGCCUACUCAAUAGGGAAGAAAGGAACAUUCCUAAAAAUCUAAAGGGUGUAGAAACAUGACAAGCAAAUAAUUAAAAAAAAAAAAAUAA